AUGAGACUAAAGGUCAGGGCAGCGGUGCUCAGUGACAUCCCUAACUUGAUGGAGAUAUACUUCGUGGCGUUCAAAAACGACCUCGACAGGCUUUACUUCCCGGAUACCCCUCAGAAUCGGUUAUGCUGGACAAAGGAGCUGCAAGAUGAUAUUGUCGAUCCCGAUCAGCAAAUUCAAGUAGCCAUUGACUCCUCGAAUGGGGCCGAGGCAAUAAUUGCCUGGGCGCAGUGGGUAUGUUACGAUGCCGAGGAAGUUGCUGUCAAGCCGACGUACCUGGAUGAGCAAUACUGGGUGGAAGGGUCCGUCGCCAAGAGCCCAGAGAUGGAGUACGAAUUGUCUCCCGACGUGGAAGCUUCCACCGUGCUCGACUAUCUCACGGAGCAGUGGGCAACCCACGCUCGGAACGCCCCGAGAGACCAUUGGUAUCUUGAAAUUAUUGCUACAGACCCUAACCAUCAACGUCGAGGUGCUGGAUCGUUUCUUCUUGAGGAAGGCCUGAUUCGCGUUGAUAAAAUGGGGCUGGAGGUGUAUCUGGAGGGAAGCCCCAUGGCAGUGCCACUAUACAAGAGGUUCGGAUUCGAGGAAAAGGCAUCAAUCACGUUCACAUCCCCAGUUCAAACACGUCAUCAGAUCAUCAUGCUCCGGGAGCCUGUGCAGGAAUGA
This is a messenger RNA of Clonostachys byssicola, 663 nucleotides long. NCBI's taxonomy places the organism in Eukaryota, Fungi, Ascomycota, Sordariomycetes, Hypocreales, Bionectriaceae. The record is from the annotation of a GenBank genome assembly.